AUGCCUCCCUCCCCAACACCAGACACACAACUCGAAUCCGACCUCCUCACACACCUCGCAAGCACACACGCCCUAGAAGAAAUCCACACUACCCUCCUCUCCUCACUACAACGCCUCGGCUGGACCGAGAAAAUCCGACGGCUCUCGCUGGAGCUACUGCGCGCGAACCGCUGUGAGCGAUUCGACGAGGUCGUCGAGGCCGUCGUUGCCUCUGCGCAGGGGCGGUCACAUCCGUCGCUAAGCGAUUCUGGCGCGAAUUCUCAUGGCGCGCAUACGAAUGGGGAUACGGAGGGUGGCGGAGAGGCGUACUCGUUUGAGGAUGUGGAUGUGAGGAUCCCGAGGAGUGUGGUUGAGCAAGGGGUAAGGGCGAUCAAGGAUGUUUUAAGAGAGGUUGUGAUUCUUGAGGAUGAUGGGGAUACCGAUAGGGCGAGUGGGAGUGGGAGCGGGAGCGGGAGUGGUCGUCCGAAUGCAGGUAUUGCUGUUGAGAUCGGAGGGAGUGGAGAUGUUUCGACAGGGAAAAGGUCUGUUAAUGGGGAUUCAAGUCCGGCGAAGAAAGGGGAGAAAAAGUCGAAACAGGCCAAGCAGGCGAAGUGA
Molecule: messenger RNA, 594 nt
Organism: Aspergillus calidoustus
Lineage: Eukaryota; Fungi; Ascomycota; Eurotiomycetes; Eurotiales; Aspergillaceae
Source: the annotation of a GenBank genome assembly